AUGGUCACCAUCACCGUGACGCUGCUCAGCGGCAAGAGCUGCUCGCUGACGCUGCGCGAAGUGCACCCUGCGUCGCUGCGACAGAGGGCUAUGGAGCUGCUGGAGGUGCAGAUCAGCCAGCUGAUCACCCAAGAUGGAAAAACAUUACGCGACGACAGUGCUGCGCUUCUGGAGGACGGCGCCGUGAUCACCGCAGUGCUGCAGCAGCCGGCGAUCGUCUCCAACGGCUCCAGCAACUGGCGCUCUGCCACCGUGGUGCGACACCUGGAUGGCACAGUCACGGCUUGGGGCAACGUUGCGUGCGGUGGGGACUUGAUUGGUGUCAAGGAAGAAUUGCGUGAGGUCCAGCAGAUCGUGGCCACCUACGCAGCCUUCGCCGCGCUGCGCGGCGACGCCCGGGUGGUGUCUUGGGGCGAAGCCGAGUCGGGCGGCGACGCGCGAGAGGUGCAGGAUCAGCUCGUGGACGUGCUGCAGAUCGUUUCGACGGGCUAUGCCUUCGCUGCGCUACGCCGUGACGGGCGCGUAGUUACGUGGGGCGCCCACGAUUAUGGAGGCGACAGCAGCAGCUGCAGCGAGCGUUUGGAGAACGUCACGGAGCUGCACGCCAGGCACGGUGCAUUCGCAGCGUUGCGAAAGGAUGGCGAGGCGGUCGUCUGGGGCAAGGCCCAUUAUGGCGGUGACUGCAGCAGCGUCACGGGCCAGUUGACAGACGUUCGAAGGAUCUGCGCUGGAUUCUUCGCCUUCACUGUCAUUAAGGCGAACAGAGAGGUCCUCACCUGGGGCAACGUCGACGUGGAAGCCUGCUGCCCAAAUCAGCUGACGCUCAGCACGGAGCUGCUGGAUCUGCAAGCCUCGCACUCGGCCUUCUGCGCGCUGCUGGUGGAUGGCACGGCUGUGACGUGGGGGGAUGAGCGUUUUGGAGGGAGUGGACCCAGUGGAAAGCUCAGUGGGCUGACAGCCAUCAAAGCGAAUGCUUAUGCCUUUGCUGCCCUCACAGCCACUGCGGAAGUGAUUGCUUGGGGAAACCCCUUCUGCGGGGGGGACUGCAGCGCUGUGCAGGAGCAGCUGCACCAGGUGCAGGAACUCUUCGCAGCUCAGUAUGCCUUCGCAGCCUUGCUGUCCCAUGGAGGUGUUGUGGCCUGGGGCGAUGCGGACAGUGGUGGUGACUGCUCCUGGCUCUCAGCAGAGCUGCAAGAUGUGCAGGAGGUUUGCUCCUCAGCUCAAGCCUUUUGCGCCCGCACGCGACACGGCCGUGUGGUCUGUUGGGGCCGGCGCGAGUUCGGUGGUGACAGCAGCGGCGUGGACGACGAUCUGUGGGAAAACAUCUCCCACAUCACGGCCUCUGAAAACGUUUUUCUGGCCAUGCGGGAUGAUGGUCGGAUCAUCACGUGGGGCAGGGAGGAUACCACGUCUUCCGUGCGUCGCGACGACGACGGCCUCCUGGGCAGUUCUACUGAGGAGUUUUACGAAAAGGAGUCUUCAAGUUCCAGCUGGAGCGAUGGCUCCUGA
Messenger RNA from Cladocopium goreaui, 1509 nucleotides. NCBI's taxonomy places the organism in Eukaryota, Dinophyceae, Suessiales, Symbiodiniaceae. The record is from the annotation of a GenBank genome assembly.